Alternaria burnsii is the source of this 4572-nucleotide messenger RNA. RefSeq names its product opt-domain-containing protein. Gene Ontology annotation, biological process: transmembrane transport. The record is from RefSeq and is a predicted model, not a curated record. Gene Ontology annotation, molecular function: ATP binding; ATP hydrolysis activity; oligopeptide transmembrane transporter activity. The annotation marks the transcript as partial. NCBI's taxonomy places the organism in Eukaryota, Fungi, Ascomycota, Dothideomycetes, Pleosporales, Pleosporaceae. The transcript is spliced from 7 exons.
CGCGCCUCUCAGCAGCUCAUGGAACCCAACACGCCUCAACACCAGCUGGCCAAGCAGAUCACUGCCGGCGGUGGCAGCCCUGGUCUCAGCUCUCCUUUUUCGCAAAUCACCGACAAUCCUUUCUUCACCGCCGGCUUCGGUCUCGCAGCGCUUGGGGUUGCGGCACGGACUGGCCAAAAGGGUCUCCAACAUGGCGCUGCCUUCAUACGCCGCCGCAUGUUGGUCGACCUGGAAAUAACUCGCCAUGACGACGCCUAUCCGUGGGUCCUCCAAUGGAUGACCAACUACCACAGGGCACAGCAAGCUGGUGCUAGACCACUGGUUCAGAAUGGUGUCCUCUCUAGAGUGCUCAAUCGCAUUGACCCGCGCAUGCACCACCUCCAAGUUCAGACGUACACGCCGCAAGACGGGCCCUCGCACGCUGCCCACUUCUCCUUCGUGCCAGGCCCGGGCAAGCACUUUCUGCGCUACAAGAACGCUUUCAUCCUCGUGGACAGGCAGCGAGAGCGCAAUAGUCUGAACGUCAAGGAUGGCGUACCCUUCGAGACGAUCAACCUCACGACCCUCUACUCGCAUCGCGACAUCUUCGAAGACAUCUUCGCCGAGGCGCACCAAAUAUACCAACAGUCACAGGAAGGCAAGACUGUCAUAUACAACUCCAUGGGUACCAUGUGGCAGCCCUUUGGAGAUGCUAAGCGAAAGCGGCCCCUAGACUCCGUCGUCCUUGAGCGCGGUGUCAAGGAGCGCAUCGUAGAGGAUAUGGAGGCUUUCAUCUCAUCACGCAAGUGGUACUUGGACCGUGGCAUACCGUACAGGCGAGGCUAUUUGCUCUACGGGCCCCCGGGGACCGGAAAGAGCUCCUUCAUUCAAGCUGUUGCAGGCCAUCUUGACUUCAAUAUUGCCAUUCUGAACGUCAGCGAGCGCGGCCUGACAGACGACAGAUUGAACCACCUGCUGACCAAGGUCCCGCGACGGACGGUAGUGCUGCUGGAAGAUGUUGAUGUCGCAUUCAUGAACCGCAAGACGCCUGGCGCAGACGGAUUUGCUAGCCACUCCGUCACCUUCUCUGGACUGCUCAACGCUCUUGACGGUGUAGCUAGUGCUGAAGAGCGCAUCAUCUUCCUGACGACGAAUCAUGUCGAGAGACUGGACGAAGCGCUCGUUCGACCCGGCCGCGUGGAUAUGACGGUAAGGCUCGGUGAAGCAACUGAGUAUCAGAUCGAGCAGCUCUGGGACCGAUUCUAUGCAGAAUUCGAUGCAGGCGGGGAAGCGAAGCAGAGAUUUAUGGCUAGAGUCAGAGAGUUGGGCCUCGUCGACUCGGUGAGCACUGCAGCGCUACAGGGGUUGUUCCUUUACAACAAGGACGACACUGAGGGCGCUAUUGCAAUGGUUGAGGGCCUCACCGCUGGUCGCAAAGCCGAGAACCACGUGGGUAUCCCGGGUCACGUUGAUGCCGCUUUGGCGCGACAAACGGGAACACUUGUACACGCGCCCCUGGCCGCACACCCACCCAUACAUAUGGCUAACGAGGACGGGUGCGGGUCAUCUUCGUCGCUUGCUCCCUCGUCCGUCCAUUCUUCUUCUGGAACCACGCGACACGACCCUCUUUCCGUCUCUCAAGGCAGCUACGAGUUGCAGGUUUUGCCUGGGAAAGCAAAGAAAGCAAGGAACAUAGCCACAUCCGAAACGACUUCUGAUGACGAUCUUGAUCUGCCAGCUGGUCGCCCCGAUAGUCCUACACGAUCCGUCAAGAAGGCAAUGUCAAGAGUACCUCUUCUGGUGAGAUCGAGCCCGGCGCAGGGAACAGGGUCAUAUGGCGGCCUGCCUAUUUCUUCUUCCAGUCCAGAGGAGUCUGAUGAUAACAACGUAGUCAAUGAGUCAAGAAAGAAAAAAGGAAAGAGCAGACUUUCGCAUAGUGAACCCACGUUACUCUCGGAUCACAACCACGAUGAUUCGAUACGGAGUGAACCAAUCCUUUCAAGCACUAGCAAGUCACGUCGUAGGACGGGUGACGCUGAUCGUAGCAGCACGACGCUUGGUGUAGCCUCCAGCGGCCAGGAGGAAUGUCGUUUCGAAGCGAGGUUCAACGCCAGCGGCCUCGAUCCUUCUACAGCUGGUGCGCCACUGUUUGACAACUCAACCUCUUCGAGCAGUACGCUAGACGACAAUGAAUCUUCCGACGACGACCUACACGAUAUGAAGGGUAACCCGUCCGAUAACUCGCCCUACGCUCAAGUCAGGGCAUCCGUUGCUGCUACUGACAACCUGUCUCUGUCUAUUGAUACCCCACGCAUGUGGUUCCUGUCGAUUCUGUUUUCCAUUGCUGGUUCUUCAACCAACUUGUUCUUCUCCCUACGAUACCCUAGCGUUAGCCUUACUCCUAUUAUUGCACUACUACUUGUUCAUCCUCUCGGUCUGCUAUGGGACCAGCUUCUAAAACGACACGACGACCCUGAAGAAACCUUCAUCAAUGGGUGCGCUCAAACAACCUCACACCACCCCCAAUCAUCACAAAACAAAGUCACCUGGGCACGUCGACUACGGCUCUGGCUUGCUCAAGGCCGCUGGAACGAAAAGGAACACUGUUGCGUAUACGUCAGCAGCAAUGUAUCCUUCGGCUUUGCCUUUGCAACUGAUGUCAUCGUCGAGCAGGUCAAAUUCUACAAGCAAGACCUCGGCAUCAUGUAUCAAGUACUGCUCAUCCUCUCCACCCAAAUACUGGGCUACUCCCUUGCCGGCAUUACUAGACGUUAUUUGGUCCGGCCCAGCGGUAUGAUAUGGCCAAGCACGCUGGUGUCCACUGCUAUGUUUACCGCGUUGCACAAAGAUGAGAACAAGCCUGCCGAUGGCUGGACCAUAGCUCCACGGAAAUUCUUCAAGCGCAUAUUUCUGGGCUCUGUCGCAUUUUACUUCCUACCUGGUCUCCUGUUCCCAGCAUUGAGUUAUUUCAAUGUGAUCACCUGGUUCGCGCCAAAGAGUGUUGUCGUCGCUAAUCUAUUCGGAAUCUCGUCUGGCCUUGGAUUAUUCCCAGUGACUUUCGAUUGGGCGCAAAUUGCGUACAUUGGCUCUCCCUUAAUCACCCCAUUCUGGGCUGCCAUGAACAUCCUCGGAGGACUUGUGAUGGUUAUGUGGAUCGCAGCCCCAAUCAUGUACUACAAGAACGUCCUUUACUCUUCGUACAUGCCCAUCCUCUCAUCUGCCGUAUGGGACAAUCGUGGAAAGCCAUACGAUGUCAGCAAAAUCUUGACCGAGAGCUUCCUCUUCGACGAAGAAGCCUACAAACAAUACAGUCGUGUCUAUCUUCCGAUUACGUACGUAUUGAGCUACGCCCUGCAAUUCGCCGGUCUUACCGCUCUGCUUUCGCACACUGGGCUAUGGUACGGAAAGGAUAUCUGGAGACAAUGGCGUCGCUCCUGGGCUGAGAUCCGCAAGGAGUCGGCCCAGGACUACCAGCCAUUAGUGAACGGAGCCGAUGCUAGCAAUCGUCCGGACUCACCUGCAAUGCUCCGACAUAGGCCCAGCACGACGUCAGAACCGGACGUGGAAGACCUACUGUCCGCGGAAGACGUGCACAACCGUCUCAUGCGCAAAUACGAGGAUGUACCACUUACCUGGUAUCUUCUAACGGGCAUUAGUAUGGCCGCUGUCGGCAUGUUCGUCGUCGAGUACUACCCUGUCCACUUACCCUGGUACGGUCUCUUGCUAGCUCUCGGCAUUGGCGCGGUUCUCUUCGUCCCCAUCGGCAUCGUUAUGGCCAUCACAAACCAACAAAGUAGCAUCUACCUUAUCUGCCAACUGAUCUGUGGCGUUGUCUUCCCCGGUCGGCCCGUCGCAAACAUGGUCUUCACGACCUUUGGCUAUAUCUCAUCCACACAGGGUCUGAAGUUUGCUUCAGAUCUGAAGCUUGGUCACUACAUGAAGAUUCCUCCCAAAAUUCUCUUCAAGCUUCAGCUUUCUGUCACCAUCGUUUCCAGUCUGACGCAGAUUGGUGUGCUCAACUGGAUGCUAAAUUACAUCCCAGGUAUCUGCACACCACAGGCUAUCAACGGCUUCAACUGUCCAAUCGCCCGCGUACACUUCAACGGAAGUAUACUUUGGGGUGUUGUUGGACCAGGAAAGUUCUUCGGCCCAGGCGCACUCUACCAACACCUGAUCUGGGCCUUCCCUGUUGGCGCUAUUGCACCCGUCAUAAUCUGGUGGCUCGCUCGUGGAGACCGUAAAUCUAUCCUUAGUAAAGUCAACCUCGCCGUUGUGUUCGGUAGUCUGAGCUGGAUUCCACCAGCCACUGGGCUUAACUUCUCCGUUUGGGCAAUCGUCUGCUACAUCUUCAACUACGAGAUUCGGAACCGGAAGAACGCGUGGUGGAAGAAGUACAACAUGAUGCUUAGCGCGGCCUUGGACUCUGGUCUUGCGUUUGGUGUCGUCGUCAUCUUCUUUGGUAUUGUGUACCCCGGUUGGAUGAGUAACUUUAAAUGGUGGGGUACGGAGGUCUACAAGCAGGGUUGUGACUGGCAAGCCUGUCCCUACAAGGAAGUGCCAAAAGGAGGAACUUUCGGGCCCGGAAGGUGGUGA